Messenger RNA from Trichoplusia ni (cabbage looper), 975 nucleotides. RefSeq lists its product as uncharacterized. The record is from RefSeq and is a predicted model, not a curated record. The transcript is spliced from 3 exons. The coding region runs from base 172 to 930 and encodes 252 amino acids. NCBI's taxonomy places the organism in Eukaryota, Metazoa, Arthropoda, Insecta, Lepidoptera, Noctuidae.
UGUGGUUACUGUCAAACGAAAUUAAACAUUUUACAAUUAACAUUUAUCCGCCAUUGUGCUAACAGGACGUGACCUGACGCUCCAUAACAUUAAAUCGCGAGCAAUAAUUCAAUCAGAAGGGGAUUAAGCGGUCUCUCUCGAUGUUUACUAAACACCUACCCACUGCGCUGCAUGACAACCCAUCUAGGUGUCCCUUCAUAUAUUAAUUAUGAUUUAAGCCGCUCUACGCAAAUUCUAACACGAAAAAAAAGAAAUUUCAAAACAAUAGCCGAUAGUCACUUAGUACUAAUCGACAUGAGCAGUUGUGUCGUGGCAAUUACAAACAUGUACUAUUUGGCUGGUUUUAUGAUAACUGCAAUCUGUUUUCGCUACGGGAUUUGCAGAGAUGAAGAUAAAAUUAUGAAAGCUUGCUACUGGCCCAACGAGGCAUAUGAGCCUUGCUUCGGUGGUUGCGCGGAGGUAUCAUGCGACAACCCGCGCAACCACCUGCGGCCCUGCUAUCCUUACUGUGAGCCGGGCUGCAUCUGCGAGGAGCCCUACGUGCGCGACGACCGCACGCACCAGUGCGUCCUGCCUCAAGACUGUUCACCAACUCAGAUGGGGAUACCAGUGCCAGCAAAACGUGCUCAAGAUAAACCGCAGCCUCCACAGAAGUACCCGGCGCGACUGUCCCGCAGUCACACCAAGCGAUCUGACGACAACAUGGACUUCGCCGACAACAUGGAUGGACCAAACACCAUCAACGCGAAUGGUCCCUUGACCGUCAAUACCAAGGUCGAUGAUAACUUCAAGCAGCGGAGUGCCGGGAAUGAGGUCUCGCGCAUGGGUAACUACUUCAACAUCGUUAUCGCGCCGCCCCCCAUCAAGGCCCUCCAGCCGAGAAAACUCCUGCAAGGAGACUCCUUCAGGAACAGCGCUAAGCGUAUCUAAAUGUAAUAGACCAAUUAUAAUUUUCAAUAAAGAUUUUGACGUUUC